AUCAGGCAUUCAUUUGUACUGUGUUAAUUUAUCUCUUAAGCGACAAUGCGGGAUUGAGCGUGCAAUGCUAAAAAGUAAUUAUAGAAUUAUUUUACCUAAAGAUAUACGCCAGAAAUGAAGACCGAGGAAAUGUUUUAGUUUUUUCGAAGGAACUAUAUGUCACGGCGGAGUAACAAAGUAUUCGUAAUCCGCGUUUUCCUUUUGGAGAGAGUGCGGCGGCUUUUGGAGGCAGAGGAGGUUGUACUUGACGGAGCUGAGGGAUGGCGUCUGUGUGGUCGCGUCACUUUCGAAACUUAUUUCACUAGUUCAGAAAGGAGUCUGUCUUAUUUAUUUUUUUUAUUUCCUCUAGCGCUAGUUUAAUUGCAUUUGCCUCAUUGCUUGUGCAGUGCCUAUUGCAGUCCCCCAAAUAACCUGGCACCGGCGGCUGGCUGGUAUUUUGAAAGAUUUCGGUCUGCCAUCUGAACAUGUUACCUAGCCAGGCUGGGUCGGCACCAGCGGGAAACGGGUCAGCGUCCGGCAGGGAUAACGCGAGUCACGAUUCGGGCUUCCGACCCGGCUCAGUCAGGAGAGGGCUGAUUGAAGUGGCAACCGUGGCUGCGCGAUCGGCGGACGGUUCAAGGAUGCUGGGGGGCAACGGAGCAGGAGUGGGAUCCAGGAUGGGGGUGAGGCAGGGUAACGGGGCAGGUCUGACCGCCCUGCAAAGCGUCGCCUCGGUCGGGGGGCUCGGUGCUCCCGGCGGCGGCAGAUACGAGCCCGACAGGGAAAUCGCCUCCCAGACGUGCAGCGGUUCUGACGCCGACUCCGACCUGGGCGACGAUGACGACCCUAUGAGUUCGAGACGGGCCGUUAGGAGAGGGGUGAAGCGGGAGAGGCCGGAGAUGGAGGGCGCAGCCGCGGGGGCAGAGAUCGGUAUGUCCUCCGGAGGAUACGCCGGCGUCCCCGGAGGGGUCGCAGGGGCGAAGCCCGGCAAGAAGACCCGGGGCCGAGUGAAAAUCGAAAUGGCCUUUAUCGACAACAAGUUGAGGCGGUACACUACUUUUAGUAAGAGGAAGACCGGUAUCAUGAAGAAGGCCUACGAGCUGUCCACGCUGACGGGCACCCAGGUCCUGCUGCUGGUGGCCAGUGAGACAGGCCAUGUGUACACAUUCGCCACACGCAAGCUGCAGCCCAUGAUCACCAGCGAGACGGGCAAGGCCCUCAUCCAGACGUGCCUGAACUCACCCGACUCACCGCCGCGCUCAGAUCCGUCCAGUGACCAGCGCAUGAGCGCCACGGGCUUCGAGGAGACUGACCUCACUUACCAGGUGUCCGAGUCAGACAGCUGCGGGGAGAGCAAGGAUCCCCAAAAACCCACAUUUACUGUGGCCAGCCUGCCCUCAGCUGCCUCCACCACCAGCACGUCGGCUUCCCUACAGGCUGGUGGCGGGGGUGGCGGUAGCCCCUCCUUCCCCAUCACCACAUGCUGGCCCAUCUCCAUGGGAGCCAGCACCAACAGCGUAGCCAGCGCCAACGGCACCGUGCUCAAGGCCUCCGGCACCUCGGGGGGGGUCAUGCAGCUGUCCAGUGGCUUCACUCUCAUGUCAAGCACGCCCCUUCCCCCUGGCACCCCCACCAUUCCAUUCAGCCAGCUGCAGCCCCAUUCGCUGACCAUCCACGGCCAGCAGGGUCAGCCCAUCGGCACUGCUGCUGCGGGCGCCCCCCCCCAGACGCAACAGGCCCAACAGGCCGUCUUCCGCUUCCCUGCUGCCGUUUCACUAGCAGGUGGGGGGGUGCCCCAGCCUUUGCAGGCCAUCCAAGUUCACCCCAGCGCGCAGCAGAACUCUGUGGCCACCAGCGAGAGCAGCCCAGAGAUGUCUCAGGCCAACAGCAGCUCCUCAGUGAGCCUGCCGGCUGCCAUCGUCACCUCAUCGGUGCCCACUUCAGUGUCGGGUCAUGUGAUGUACCACAGCCCCCCCACGGUGAUGUACACCUCUACGCCCACGCUAGCUGAUGGCAGCGGCCUGGCCGUCCUCAACGCCUUCUCGCAGGCCCCCCCCUCUAUGCAGGUGUCCCACGCACAGGCCCAGGACACAGGUGCCCUUCCUCAGGUGUUCCUCACAGCCCCCACUGGAGCAGUGCAGAUCCCAGUCUCAGCAGUGCAGCUACACCCUUUGGCGAGAUGCUGGAGCCAGGAUCUGCUCUGUCAGAGCCAUCCUGAGGCUUCUGAUCCAAAAACUACUGAUGCAUUGCAGGGCCGGCUCAGUGCUGAAGGUGGACAUCACCGGGUUCAGUCAAGCUCCAUCUGACUCCCUCACUGGCCCAUCCCUCGUAGCAUGUCCCGCCGAUGUCGGCCGCUUUGGUGCACAAAGGUGUUCCUCUCCUGAUCAGAUGCCACCUGAACCAGGCUGACCAGUUGAACUAUCUGUGCAGAAGGGCACAAAUAAAUAUAUAUAUAUUUUUAAUUUUGAUGAUUGUUAUGGGAAAUCGUUUUUCUUUCAGAAUGAGUUGCAGAGGUGGAAAUUUCAGGUCCAGAAAGAAGCCAGACCAAGAUCUUGUUUCAGCCGACCAGUUGAGUAUAAAGAUUCUGAGUACUCAUCUUGUUUGCUAAAACAAAAUCUUGGUCUGGAUUUUUACUUUCUGCACCUGAAAUGUCUACCUCUACAGAGUUGUUAUAAGCUGUAAAAGCGAUGCAUAGACUGUGCAGGGGAAUGGCUUCUCUCACACGUGGAAAAUUCCAGGGAGGUUCUGACCCACUCUGGAUCAGCAUCAUGGGCAGGCCAGUAGGUCCAGCCCCGCCGAAGAGGCUCGGGAUUGGCCUGUGGGGCAGGUAUGAGUGUUCAGCUCGGCAUGUGUAACAAUGACCGACGCAGCCUUGCAUUCAUGGCUUAUUGGCUUGAAUGGGCACCGUCACUACCUCUGGUUGGUCACGCACCCUUGGUGUCGGUCACCAAAAGAGGGGACACUGCUGCAGUAUAUGACUUUAUUUCUCUACUGUCUCAUUUUUGGGGAAGUUUUGCUGUUUUAUUACAGUGACCCCAGUCUCUUGUGAUUUUUCACUAUCCAGCCCAUGCAUGAGACACGUCUUCUCUUAACCUUAAGAAGGUUCUGAGACAUUCAUUCAUUUAUUUAAAUGAUUUCUGACCUGUUGGCAUCACCUUUGGUGUUAAGGGGUUUUCUGCCUUGAUGAUCCUGAAAGAACAGGUAGACACUGACCUGUACUAUCAGUACAGUUUUUGUUUUUUUGAUCAUCAGCCUAAAUUAGGCUGAUGGGAGCUGUACUGGUGAUGUUGGAUUGUUUUGGAACGGCACAUUAUCCCCUGAGUUUCACUCUGUGCCUCUCUCGUUUGACUCCUUGUAAACCUCUCUUAGCGCUCUCUCUAGAACUCUGCAAGUGGGCAUUGCAUGGUAUGAUUCCAAAACACUGAAGGGCUGAACACUGAAGCCAGACCUGGCAUUGGCCAAACUGUGUUGGAGGGUGGGAGCCGUUUGGAGUGUGACACACGGCUCUUGAAUGUAUUGAAAGAUUCAUGGGGAUGUAGGGGAUCCCGCAAUCAGCAGACUGUGCCAUUUUCCGUCCUCUACACAAGGCCUUGUGCUUUGUCAGCUAGAGCUGCGAGAGGACAGCCUCCUGUGUACAAUCGUCCCCAUCUAGGGACCCAGAUGAACGCCCCUUGAAACUGAAUUGGAUUUUUAAGAUUUUUUUUAUAUAUAUAUAUAAUAUAUAUGUAUUGGAUUUAGUAUUUUUGCCUUUCAGGUGUGGUGGAAGUGAGAAGCUUCAGAUAGCCAUUGAUGUGUUUUAUCUCCAUGGCUGUCUAAACCAUGGCACUCCUGUUUGUUACCACUAACUACCACAUCAGGGCUUUCAUUUUCCUUUCUGUUGUACUUUUGCUCCAACCUAUGGACCUUACAUGCUAUACACUAUGUGUAAGCACUUGUAAAAGACUAAUUUCUGUUUUGGAGAACACAAUAAAUAUGGAAUAAAAAACUAUCUAUGCAUCUUGGCCCUAACAUUGGUUAUUUUGAAGAUUGGAAGUUUUAUCUUCAAAGGUCCAAAGUGAUAAGUGAUGGUGAUCUAGAUGGUCACCUCAACCCCCCCCCCCCCCCCCCCCCCCCCCCCCCCCCAUGAGCAGAUAAAGAAUGAACUUUAAUAAAUGACAGAAUUGAAUUGGAAUGUACACCAUAUGUAUUAUAUGUGCUAAGUAAAGAAUAUUUUUGUGUUGUUUGUUUUAACUAACUUCCAGAGAUUAUCUGAGGAGUUAAUGUAUGUAACACAGUAACUCUGUACAGAGCAUUGUUUUUUUUUUUAUUAUUAAAAUACAACUGCUGAA
Paramormyrops kingsleyae is the source of this 4307-nucleotide messenger RNA. RefSeq names its product serum response factor a (gene srfa). Gene Ontology annotation, molecular function: protein dimerization activity; DNA-binding transcription factor activity, RNA polymerase II-specific; cis-regulatory region sequence-specific DNA binding. The record is from RefSeq and is a predicted model, not a curated record. NCBI's taxonomy places the organism in Eukaryota, Metazoa, Chordata, Actinopteri, Osteoglossiformes, Mormyridae. Gene Ontology annotation, biological process: positive regulation of transcription by RNA polymerase II.